Kogia breviceps (pygmy sperm whale) is the source of this 897-nucleotide messenger RNA. RefSeq names its product G protein subunit gamma 11 (gene GNG11). Gene Ontology annotation, cellular component: heterotrimeric G-protein complex. The record is from RefSeq and is a predicted model, not a curated record. Lineage: Eukaryota; Metazoa; Chordata; Mammalia; Artiodactyla; Physeteridae. Gene Ontology annotation, biological process: G protein-coupled receptor signaling pathway. Gene Ontology annotation, molecular function: G-protein beta-subunit binding.
CCAGGCCGGUCCCCCGCGGGCGUGGCAGGGUCGGGAGCCGGGGCGGGCCCGGCCAGCAUCCCCGCGGGAGACCGCGCAGCGCAGCGCGCAGGCUCUCUGCGUCCUUGGGCCCCCUCGCAAACACAACCCUCCCCGGGCUCCGGGGGGCAGACCUCCUGGGGUUGUGGAGACCUGAGAAAAAGAGCAGGGGUUUUAAGAUCCUGGGACGCUAGGCAGGGCUGGCGUGAGGGGACGUCGUCGGGGCGCUGGGGGAGGCUGUCACCUCCUGCGCUGGCCGGGUGCGCAGGCAACGUAGUUAGUUCGGGACGCGCCCUGGUUUGCGGAACUUCCAGCGGCUCCACUUCCACAGCUGUCCCUGCGCCCAGUCCGGGGGGGAAAAUGCCGGCCCUUCACAUCGAAGAUUUGCCAGAAAAGGAAAAGCUGAAGAUGGAAGUUGAGCAACUUCGCAAAGAAGUCAAGUUGCAGAGACAACAGGUGUCUAAAUGUUCUGAAGAAAUAAAGAACUAUAUUGAAGAACGUUCUGGAGAAGAUCCUCUGGUGAAAGGAAUUCCAGAAGACAAGAAUCCCUUUAAAGAAAAAGGCAGCUGCAUUAUUUCAUAAAUAACUCUGAGGAGAAACUUCCUCCUCAGUGGAAGAAGUAGUUUGUUGUAGUUUUCUGAAAUAAAACCGACAUGCCUUUUAAAGAAGGAACAACAAAAUUUAAAGGAGACUUUCUUAAGUGCUCACAGAGAUAUGGUUUUGUCUGAAAGCUAUGUGCUUCUCAUCUUGCGCACUACACACCCCUUUUAAGAGGACAGAGAGUAUCAAAUGUACGAUUAUGGGAAUAAGGACAUCACUUGUGCAUGACUCACCUCUUUCAGUAUAUUGCUUGAUGCCUCAAAUAAAGUUUUAUCUCUG